Messenger RNA from Hyalella azteca, 2265 nucleotides. RefSeq names its product peptidyl-alpha-hydroxyglycine alpha-amidating lyase 2-like. Gene Ontology annotation, molecular function: protein binding. Lineage: Eukaryota; Metazoa; Arthropoda; Malacostraca; Amphipoda; Hyalellidae. Gene Ontology annotation, cellular component: extracellular region. The record is from RefSeq and is a predicted model, not a curated record. The transcript has 5 exons. Bases 1 to 513 code for a protein of 170 amino acids.
AUGAUUUCAAACGCCACAGGCAUAAGAAAGAGAUUCGACCAGAACGGCGACUUCUUGGCUCAGUUUGGCACCACAGGAACUAGCAGCCCCCUGAACACGGUGUCUUCACUGCACCUGCCCCACGGAAUUGCUCUCGACGAGCCCCUCGAUGUGCUGUGCGUCGCAGACAGGGAGGCGGAGAGGAUUGUCUGCUUCAGGGCAGGUCUUCUGGAGCCCGAGGUCUUCGGCAAAGUGGUGUCUUCUAUCCCUGAGGUGCACGGACGACGCGUGUUCGACGUCGCCUCCAUUGGCGCUGGGAUCAUGUUGGGUGUGGGUGGGAGUGAAGCUGAGAAAACGUCUGGCAUCGCCUUCGCUGCCGACACUUCUGAAGCGUACGUCAUGAGCCAGUGGAGGCCUAAGCAGGGCCUGCACAACCCGCAUGCUGUCGCUGUAUCGCCCGACGCCUCGUCCAUCUACAUCGCCGAGAUGAAACCAAACACCGUCUGGAAGUUCUCGCUACGUCGCAGAUACUAAUUAACUUCAGAAUUGUUCUCAGCAAAUUAUUUCAACUGUCAUCUAUACUCAGAUACAUAUUGAACCUACAAAAAAUUAAAAUUAUAUCUGACUAAAUUGCUUUUAGGUUACGAUGUAACUAAUUCUAUCGACUACGAAAGUUUUGCUUCUAGUCAAACAACAAUAAAUGGGGGUCAAUACAAGCAGAAAGCCUUGCCGUUUGAAGCAGGUCUUGCAUUUAUAAUUGAUCUCAAUAACGAUGUACUAACGAUAUUAAUUUGUAUAUCGUUCAUGCUUAUAAUAGCCUCAACCCAAAGGAGACUUUCACGAACAAAAAUAAAGCCCUGUACAUCGAAUUUAAAAUUAGUGCAAAAUGGAUUCAGAAGUUAUAAGCUAUUCAGACUGCAUCAUAGUAAUAGUCAUCAUAACUGACUAUAGUUUCCUGAGGCCAUACUUUGAAAAAAGUUAAAGAGAUCGUAAGUUCAUCAGCCAAUCAUUAGCGGCCUUACAAGCAAAAUGCACCAAUCAUAGCCAAGAAAAUAGAGCGUAAGUACUUACGUUCACUUAGCGAGUUUUAAAAGUAUGGCCUCUGAUCUCCCACUCGCACCAAACUUACUUCAAUUACUUGCACUUCAAGGCACUAUAAUAUCAGUCACUUCAAUCCCUCCUACCUGAAACAGAGCAGAGCCACUAGCACUUUGAACGACUACAGUAUUAAUUCUAUAGAUAUAAAUUAAUCGAAUAAUUUUGAAUGACUAAGUUCAUUUCGCUUCUUUAUCUUGGUACAUUUGCUCUAUGGAUAUGUGCCCACUUUAGUUUUAUUCAUCGUUUGCAUUCCAUUUAGCGAGAAAGGAUCUGCUUUGCAGCGUUGUUUAAACGUUAUAAAAUACGAACAAAAGUGAACCAAAGAUAUAAAUUAGUCAUAUUAUGAUAAGUGCAAUACUAAUGUGAUAAAAUAGACGAUUUAGAGACAACAAAUCAGAACGAAUUCCAGCGUUACGAGUAUCAAACUCUAAAACGCAUUAGCUCCAAAAUUGACGCGCAAAUAAAGAUAUUUUCUUACAAAUAAUAAUUUAACUCACAAAUUGAUUCAAUACGAUUGCGCAUGUACGAGUUCUGGGGCCAAAGAAGGAAUUUAUAUUGCGCCAGCUACAAUCAUUUUAUUCAUAGCUGUUAGUUAUAGUGAAAGAUAACCAUACUAUACUAUCAUUAAGUCUCCCUUCAGUGUGCAAUGAUGAUUCUCAUGUGUGAAGGAAAAUUGAAUGUACCUAUAAAAUUCAUAAAUAAACAUUAAUGGGAGCUUGUUUAUAAAAAUUAUAAAGAGUUUCGUAAACAAGUAUAAUUUUUGCAAUUAAAAAUUGGCUCACGAGAUAUAUAUGUACAAGGAAAUGUUUUCAAAUUUAAAAUAAUAAUUCAGACCCAGCCUGCUGCUAACGCAGCUACCAUGUUAACAAAUCUAUUUAUGACGUUAAUGCGUGCAGAGAACUAUAAGUGAUUCGUAAUAUGAGUUAUUCGUCCUCUUAACUUGAGGAAUUGUCGGGGAAACCACAGAAUAUUUCUACGUAAAUUUUGUGCCGUCGUGUUCUAACUCGUAUAAUUCGAGCACAAAAUUAGUGAAGGAAGCUACACAAUUUUUUCAUCAUUUACUUGUACGUAGCACAUGAAACAAAUUCCUAGCAGUAUUGAGAGUUAAGUAAUAUUUAUUAUUGUCUCAUCAACCUCAUUAUGUCGUCGUAUAUGUCGUCAUUAACAGAAUAUAUCGAUUGUCAAACA